This is a messenger RNA of Medicago truncatula (barrel medic), 1014 nucleotides long. Its product is annotated as putative disease resistance protein RGA3. Gene Ontology annotation, molecular function: ADP binding. The record is from RefSeq and is a predicted model, not a curated record. The transcript is spliced from 2 exons. Lineage: Eukaryota; Viridiplantae; Streptophyta; Magnoliopsida; Fabales; Fabaceae. Gene Ontology annotation, biological process: defense response to other organism. The coding region runs from base 1 to 1014 and encodes 337 amino acids.
AUGGCUCAGAAAAUUAAGAAACUUAGGAAGCGAAUUGAGGGUCUUAACGUUGAUAGGAAAAUUUUCAAUUUUACUAAUCACACUCCUGAGAAACGAGUUAUGAGGCAGAGAGUAACUCAUUCCUUCAUUCGUGAGGAAAAAGUCAUAGGAAGAGACGACGAAAAGAAGGAUUUGAUAAAGUUAUUGUUGAACACUGACAUCGAUGUCAAAGGAAAUGUUUCAUGGGUGUGUGUUGCUGACGAUGAUUCUGAAGUGAAAGGUUUUGAUGUAGAAGGUAUUGCUGCUAAGAUCUUAGAAUCUAAGACUCGUGAUGAGAUGGAUCAAGUGCAACAAGAACUCCGUACAAAAAUUGACGGAAAUAGAUAUUUGCUCAUUUUAGAUGACAUGUGGAAUGAGGAGCGUGAAAAUUGGCUUCAGUUGAUGACACUGUUGAGGGAUGGAGCAAAAGGAAGUAAAAUUGUCAUAACUACAAGGAGCGAGACGGUGGCCAAGAUAAGUGGAACAUCUUCCCUCUUCUCUUUAAAGGGUCUUGAUGAAAAACAAUCUUGGAAUUUGUUCAGUCAAUUAGCUUUUGAGAAUCGAAAAGAAUCAGAGAAUCCAAUUUGGGUGUCAAUUGGCAAGGAAAUUUCAAAAAAAUGUUCAGGGGUACCUCUUGCUCAUAAAAGUAUUGGAAGUUUAAUGUUUUCUAUGGAAACUGAGAAGGAUUGGUUGAACUUCAAGAACAAAGAUCUUAUCAAAAUUGAUGAGCAGGGUGGCAAUAAAAUUUUUCAACUUAUCAAACUAAGUUAUGAUCAUCUACCCUUUUAUCUGAAAAAGUGCUUUGCAUUUUGCUCUUUGUUUCCAAAAGACUAUCGAAUUGAGAAGAAAAAGUUGAUUCGACUUUGGAUUGCACAAGGUCUCGUUCAUUCAUCCGAUGAAAGUACAAAUUUAGAAGAUAAUGGUGAUAAGUACUUCUUGACUUUACUUCAUAGAUCUAUCUUUCAAGGUAUAGUCAAAGAACCCCUUGGUGACUGA